Oryzias melastigma (Indian medaka) is the source of this 4682-nucleotide messenger RNA. RefSeq names its product zinc finger protein 121-like. Gene Ontology annotation, cellular component: transcription regulator complex; PcG protein complex. Gene Ontology annotation, molecular function: DNA-binding transcription factor activity, RNA polymerase II-specific; RNA polymerase II cis-regulatory region sequence-specific DNA binding. Lineage: Eukaryota; Metazoa; Chordata; Actinopteri; Beloniformes; Adrianichthyidae. The transcript is spliced from 2 exons. Gene Ontology annotation, biological process: regulation of transcription by RNA polymerase II. The record is from RefSeq and is a predicted model, not a curated record. The coding region runs from base 309 to 1898 and encodes 529 amino acids.
UAAAGUUUUCUCACGUGACCAGGAAGUAAACAGAACGAGGCGCUAGCAGCUUUAGCAGAUUAGCAGCGUUAGCUUGGAGGACGGCGGUGUUUUGUUCGGACGUUUGUGGGCUUUGUAAAGAGAUGAAGCGGUACUUACAUGGAUUCCGAACAAUUAUCUUUCGCUAAAGUGUCGUAAAUGAGUGAAUACGUGUUGAACGUAAAGACAACGUGGCUGUGAUUGUGAGACUAACAGAUGAUCGGAGCUGCUGCUGUUCAGAGGACGGCGGUGUUUGUUGGAGCUGAAGAUCUUCUGCAGCUGCAGGAACCAUGUCUUCAUUUGCUCAGAAAGAGUCUGUCAGAGAACAACUUUCUGCUGCUGAAGAAACCUUCAGACUCUGUGAAGGAACCAUCGUCCAGAAUGAGAAUGAGGAGCUCUGUGGUCAGCGCAGACUGAUGGAUAUCACCUGGAACCCGCAGCUUCAGCUCUACGUUGUGGACCUCCCCGAGCAUUAUAUGAACAACCAGGAGAAAAACUCCCAUGACACGCAGGAGGAGAAACAGGAGGAACCAGAACCUUCACAGAUGAAAGAGGAGCAAGAAGAACCAGAACCUCCACUGAUAAAAGAGGAGCAUGAAGAACCAGAACCUCCACUGAUAAAAGAGGAGCAAGAAGAACUAGAACCUCCACUAAUAAAAGAGGAGCAAGAAGAACCAGAACCUCCAUUGAUAAAAGUGGAGCAAGAAGAACCAGAGCCUCCACUGAUAAAAGAGGAGCAAGAAGAACUAGAACCCAAACAGAUAAAAGAGGAGCAAGAAGGGCUCUGCAUCAGCCAGGAUGUGGAGCAGCUUGAACUGAAGCAGGAGACUUAUACCUGGAUGGAGUUUCCUAUUUAUGAUGAAAAUGAGAACAGUGAGGCAGAUCUAAAUAAUCAGCAGAGCUUUAAUAUAACUGAUAGCCAGGAUGAAGAAGGAAAUAAACACAAAGAAUCAACAUCAACCACAGAAGAAGAGACAGACCCACAGAACAGAGAUCCAAGGAUUCAUGCCCAAAGUGCGAACAGCUCUCACAUGUCAGAAAGUCAGUGUGACUUUGACUUAGAGGAAAAUACCUCCAGAAAAGUGAAGAAAUAUUCUUGUAAAGAGUGUGGAAGAAGUCUUGCAUCUAUUCAGGGUUUAAAGUAUCACAUGCAAAUCCACAGAGGCGAAAAGCCUUUUACCUGCAAAGAAUGCAGCAAAAGUUUCAGGUGUAGUAUUCAUCUUAAAUAUCACAUGCAAAUCCACACAGGAGAAAAGCCUUUUUCUUGCAAUGAGUGUGGAGGAAGUUUUACAACUGCUCAAAGUUUGAAGUAUCACAUACGAAUCCACACAGGAGAAAAGCCUUUUUCCUGUAAAGAGUGUGGAGGAAGAUUUACAACUGCUCAAAGUUGGAAGUAUCACAUGCAAAUGCACACAGGGGAAAAGCCCUUUUCUUGCAAAGAAUGUGGAGGAAGAUUUACAACUACUCAAAGUUUGAAGUACCACAUGGAAAUACACACAAGAGAAAGGCCUUUUUCUUGUAAAGAGUGUGGAGGAAGUUUUACAACUGCUCAGAGUUUGAAGUAUCACAUGCGAAUCCACACAGGAGAAAAGAAUUUUAUUUGUAAAGAGUGUAAUAGAGGAAGAUUUACAAAUGCUCAGAGUUUGAAAUAUCACAUGCAAAUCCACACAGGAGAAAAGCCUUUUUCUUGUAAAGAAUGCAGCAAAACUUUCAGGUGUAAAUCUCAUCUCAAAAGUCACAUGCAAAUCCACACAGGAGAAAGGCCGUUUUCCUGCGAAGAAUGCGGCAAACAUUUCAGGUCUAAAUGUAAUCUCAAACGUCACACGUUAACCCCAGGUUCACACUGCAUCCGCUCCAGCUCCAGUGUUCACACUGUCUAGUUAUGGCAGAUGACUCACAUUGGCUGCUUCCAGGCAUGGUCCUGCUGCAGCCACAGGCUCUGCUGCUGACUUUACAAAACUCCAAACUCACAUAGGUUCACGUGAUAACUAGGAAUGGGUAUUGUUUGGGUAUUGUGUCUUUUAUGAUUUAAUCGAUACUAUUCCUCUUAUCAAUGCUUCUUAUCGAUCUGAUUUUCUUAUUGUUAAUCUUAUCGAUACUCAAUAUUGAAAACCAGUAGGGAGAAGACAAAUAAAUUAUGUACACGAAAACCUAUUAUUUAAAAAUAAAAAUAAAACACUAUUUCAAUUUAAUGUCCUUUGGUAAUGUGUGUUUUUAUUAAUAAAACAGAUUUUAAGCUUACAACUUAAAUAACUAGGGCAAUUAAGGGCCAAAAUGCUGAGUAUAUCAAAUGGCUCCUUCACUUCAUAGAACAAUAGCAGUGUAAAUAAAAAUCCACAAUGUUGUAUUUUAAUUACAUUUACAUUUUAGAUAGAUUAUUUAUCAUUACUGAGGUACAACAUGAAUGUUCAGCCUAUUAGUAUUAAAUGAUUACUUUUUUUUUUACCGUGCUUCCUCAUUUGUAUGAAAAAUCUCUUAAUUUUCAUAAACAACACUUGAAUUACGUGUACGACGUGUGUAUCCCUAGCAUACAAAACAGGCGUCUCACUUGCACGGUGUUUGGACCGGUUACUGCUGUGCGGGAUUGAACCACGAGUUUAGUGAACUGAUGUCUAUGAUCUGUGUUCAUUUUGAUUGUAUAAUUAUUGUUGGAGAUUUUAACAUCCAUGUUGACAACCCUCAGAACAAAGGGACUAAGGACCUGAAUAACACUGGACAAUUUUGGAUUGAUUCAACAUGUAACAGAGCCCACACACAACAGAGGGCAAAUGCUUGAUUUAUUGAUUUCCAAAGGUCUGAACAUUUCUGAACACAAAAAAAAUACAAAAACAUUUACAAUAUAUCUGAAAAAAAUGUAAUUCACAAACAGCAGGUAAAAUAGCUUUUUUUGAGCAUAUUAGCUCAAAAUUAUGGUUUCAUAAUAAUACUGCACAAAGAAAAUAGUUAAAAUAGUAUUGCAACUAUGUUUGAUUGAAAUUAAAAGUACUGCAUUUUUACUGUGUCAUACUAACAGUAAUAGGAUUGGAUACAUCAGAACAAAAUACCAUCAAUAUUUCUAAGAACUUCACAACAGUUAAUAAAGAAAAACAUGAGUGUGAUUUUGGCUUUUAACUUUUGUUACAUUAUGAGACAGGACCUGAUUAACUUGUUAGUUCAUUCUGUCAUGAUGUUUUUAUUGCAUGUAAAACUAAAGGUUUUUACUUUUUCAUUAGUUUGCUAUUUGUAGUGAUUUAUCUUUUCUGCAACUGGACAGCAUCAUUCUUCAUUUUCACCUCCAGCAAAUGCUGUGGUGAUCAGCUUAACAUUAAUUUUUAAAUUUAAAAUCAAUUAAAAACGAACAUAAAAUACAAAAAAGAAGAAAAUUAAAACCUACCCAUCAUUGCCCCUGCAUACAAGCAGGAAUAAAUUACUACAAUUUUAGAAGAGACGUAAGGCUUGGAUCUGCUGUGAGGAAACAAUAGAUCAGGAAUCUCUUAAACCAGCAGCAGAUCAAUCACAGAUCAUAACCACAGCGCCCACCAGAACCAGACAGUAACAGGUCCACUAAAGCUGUGAGGCUGUAUGCUGGACCCAAACCCCGUCAACAAGAACGAGCCCCGCGAAAAUAAAGCGACCAAUCAGCAAGUCCCACUAAAAAAGAUGCCCAUAUGGAAACAUAAUUUCAUAAAUAUCAGUGACAACAAAAACAUGAUAAAAGGAAACAAAAUGUGUGCAAUCAUAAACUUUUGCUUCAUGCUCUUCAUGCACGCGCAGACGGUCCCUGAGAUUUGAUGAGAUUUAGGUAUGUCUGAUCACUGCUGUUUUUUCUGUGAGAGCACAAUUCCAGUACAUAUAAAUGCUUUGAGGGAGGAGAUCACAAAAUGGAAUAUAACUGAAAAUACUAAUGAGAUGUUCAAACGAAUUUUCUCCCUUUCACCUCCCCUCUCAGGGAAUUCGGUCAACGAGCUGAACAAUAUCUUUAAUCCCAAUAUGUGAAAUAUCAUAGAUAGUAUUGCUCCCAGUAAGGUGAAGGUGAUCUCUGGUAGGGAUAAGUUUCCUUACUUGUAAAGAAUGUAAAAAGAGUGUCAGAAAUCUGAACAUAGAUGGAGAAAGACUGAACUGCAGGUUGAUAAUGACAUCUAUAAAGACAAACUUCGCUUUUAUAAUUUACAACUGAGCAAUUCAAGGAAGUUCUGUUUUUCUGAAAAAUAAUACACCAGUCACUUUCUCUGUUCAUCAUCAUUUGCCCCUUUUCAUUGCAGGUUUUCUUUAUUUAAUCCAUUACAUAAUGUUUAAGUAUACAUUUUGUUUUUCAACUGUAAUCCACUUUGUUGUGUUUUGAAAAAGUGCUGCAGUCUAUAGCAAUGUGUUCGGUUACCUUCUUUGUUAUUCUCUUCAUUUUGGUACUGUCCCUUCUGAAUGUUUUCAUCUUUUCAAAUAGGUCUGUAGGAGCCUUAAAUGGCAGAGAUGACCAGUUUGCAUUUAGCUUUUUUAGUGUUUGUCGACCAUCAGUAGGGGGAGCCAGGGGGUUUCCUCUGUGUGCACAGGUGCAUUCCCUUAGGAGACUUGUGUCAGGCUUCUUGUUAAUUUGCAUUUUUUCUUUACAAGUCAGUUAUGUACUUUACUUUGGAUGUUUGUGUCUUUUUUUUACAAUCUAAAGAAGAAUUAAAGUUUUUUCUCCUUCA